AUGAAUCUGGAAGACACACAUUUUUUGUAUUGCGAAAACUCGACAUCAUCUGAAAUAUUAUCCGCUACCGACGAGAAAAGCGAAACCAUUAGAUCAGCACCGGAGAUCGUGGAGAUUUUUGACGACCUUUCUUGGGGAAAAACUUUUUGUGCAGAGAAAAUUAUCGAGAGUGGAUAUUAUCGUAGCCUAUUUGUAGUGAACGCAAAGGACGGCUGUGAAGAUGCGGACCCAAAAUGUGCCGAAUGGGCUUCGGAAGGGGAAUGCACUUCUAAUGCAGUUUGGAUGAUGGCCAAUUGCCGAAGGUCAUGCCACUCGUGCCAAGGUGGUGACAAGGCCUGGAAACUACGUACUCACAUCCAGUCCAACUACCAGAACGUCACUGAUAACCUGACCAGAAUCGUCCGAGUGGAAAGCGUUCGCAUCAAUAACGUGGAAAUUGAUGAGAAGAAACAGAAUGUGAAAGUGUUCGGCCGACUAGUUCUCAGCUGGAACGAUACGAACAUCGCUUGGGAUAAAAAUCAGUGGGGUUUGAGCUGGCUGAAUUUCUACUGGAUCCAGAUUUGGACCCCACAAAUUGUACAACUGAAUGGUGCCUCGACAUCAAACCCAGGACAAGUGACCAGCAAAGUUUUGGCUGCAAAUUAUACGGGACAAGUUUAUCUCUGGGCCGAUUUCUCCUUCUCAACUCCGUUCAAAUUCCAGUAUGAAGAGUAUCCUAAUGAUCUACAGAAGGUUUGCUUCAAAUUCGACGAUAAGCGUCUUCUCGCCGUACAUUUCACAGUCUCGGAUGGAGUCAAAAAUAAGGAACGAGAAGCGACAACGGACCCAUUCGUGUCUGGAUGGAAAAUUGUUGAUGUGGAUGUAAAUGAAUCUCCUCUAUCUAUAGAAUCUCUUUCUGAUCCGAAGAGGAAUCCAUUUGAUGUGCAGUCCGACAACUGCGAACUGUGCGUGUCGCUGCGAAGAAAUGCUGUAUACUUUACAGCUGAGAUGCUUCUUCCAGCUCUUAUAACCUCAUUAUUCACGAUAUCAGCAGUUUUCUUCCAGUUGUCCAAGACACAACCGAUACUGCUUGGUUUUUCUGUUGUAUCGCAGAUUCUAUCUCUCAUUCUUGUUUCUCAACGUCUACCAAGCUUCACAGCUCAUACGCCGACAAUUCUGAAAUACGCUGGCUUCAACCUUGUCGUAACGGCAGCUCUCUUUGUCAUCACCCUAAUCCUGGAGCGACUUGCCACCACCCCUGCAGAUAUCCCACCUCCACAUAGUGUGGACCGAUUUAUACAAAUUGUUGACAGGAUACUCCCUCUUCCCAAGAAAACAAAACACGAAGAUGAGUCGUUGAAGUACGCAGGAGUUGCUCAUGCAUGCAAUCAUGCCAUCUUUUCACUUGCCACAUUAGUUUACCUCUGUGUUAUACUUGAUUCUUUUGUUUUUUGA
Cylicocyclus nassatus is the source of this 1434-nucleotide messenger RNA. Lineage: Eukaryota; Metazoa; Nematoda; Chromadorea; Rhabditida; Strongylidae. The record is from the annotation of a GenBank genome assembly.